AUGCUACCUAGAUUACGCUACUGAUGCUACUCGUUAAGGAAUUUGCAGCAUGUAAAUACAUGUGUGGAGUCGUAUGGCGGCAAUUCAAAUAAUGUAUAAUGUUAUUCAAUAACUUUAAAAUAGACAUUUGAGAACUACACUUCUUCGAUAGUUUAAUAAACUAUGCCUGGUAUUAGUAGAUGGUGUUGUCCAAAUUUUCGUUUAUUCUUAUGGGACUCAAGAAGGAAGUUGCUUUGCAAAAGAGCUGCACCAGAAUGGGGCCAGUUUUGUAUGUACUAUCUUGGAUUUUUUUUAAUCUUGAUGACUCUCACUGCAUUUAUGUGUAUCAUUAUCAUACAUUAUGUGCAACGUUACCAGACAACAUUCUUUGACGUGAAUCACCUUGGAGGGACCCCCAGUGUAUCAAUGCGUCCUUUUGCACCAAAACAACUCAUUAUUUAUAGAUUACAAGAUGUGCAAAUGUCUCCUAGUAGCUACAUUAAUGAUUUCAAAAACUUAUUGCAAGCAUAUGAGAAUCAAGACAACAAAACACAUCAAGAAUGCACCAGUACCUGUCUGAAUUCAGCCAAACCAUGUAAAUUUAACAUUUCUUCUUUAGGUCCUUGUGGAAAGGAACCUUAUGGGUAUGACACAGAGAGCCCUUGUGUGCUGAUAAAGCUCAACAAGCAUUUUGGAUGGUUUCCUUGUUUACCUCCAAAUGAUCCUUCGAGACAGUCCCAGCAAUCUUACAUUGAAGUGGAAUGUAAAGGACAUCAGCCGGCUGACAGGGAACAUUAUUCCAAACUGCACCUCUACCCCCAAAAUGGCUUUUCAACUUCUUUCUUUCCUUAUUCUGCUCAAAAGCAUUAUUUAGCACCACUUGUUGCUGUUAAAAUAGAAAAUCCUCUUUCUGGUAUACUUGUAACAAUUGAAUGUACUUCAAGAUAUGAGGGGAAGGCUGUAUCAUCAGUAAUAUUCCAAGUGAUUGUGGUAGGAAGAUAGCAAUGUUUAAUAUCUUAGAGAUCAGAGAUAUUGCUCUAUUCUUCCAGCCUGCACUGCAUACAACUGUACAGAAGCUCUAAUGGAAAGUUUGCUAAUAAUGAAAAGAUUCUAUUGCUUUGCACUGAAGUGUAAUGCAGUCAUGAAAUGCGUGUGUGUUAUGCAUUACAAAUGGAAAUACAAAUCAAUGGUUUGUCAUGUUAUCUUGGUUUGAAAUGGAAGGAACACAAAGUUUUGGAAAGGACUUGUGAAGGAGAGAUCAUUAGGGAGAGGAAGUGCUUGAAUCUUGAAAUAGAUGAAUUUUUCAAUGUUUUGGUACAUCUAUUUUUGAAGCAUUAUAAUGUUUUCUGUUUCAAUAUCCAUUUUUAUUCAUAAAUUUUGAUCCUUUCCAUCUUUUUCUCUAUUCAUUUACACGUCUAUAAAAUUUACGCUUUUUAAAGCUCAAAAACAGACAAAAAUACCACAUCAAGACACCCCAUUACAAAUUAAUAGGCAGAUUUUUUUUUUCUGAAUAAAAUUCUCUAAUCAUUUGGUCAAUUUGUGUAAUUUUUUUUAAUUUCCCUCAUCCUCCAACCAGUCUUCCCCUCACCUUGUUUUUCCCCUUUGUUUUGAAAAGCAUUUUCCACCUCAGUCAAUUAACCACAAAACAUCAGUGGGUUAACAUGGCUGUAACUUUUGUUCUACGGACCUACAACUUAACAUAGGCCAUAAUAAGAUUUAUGGUUUGUCCCCCAUUUUUCAUUUUCAUGUUCCCAUGAUUCAUUAUGAAUUUCCCCUUUGAAGCAAGGUGAGUCUCAACUCUCCUUUUGUCUGAAUAGUGAAGUUUAGUUUUAUUAGGAUUUAUUGUUAAUAUAUAGAGACUUUACCUGAAGAUGUCAUUGCAUGAAGUCCAUGAAAGGUUUUUAUAUAAUAAAUUAAUUGCUCACUUACUGAAAAUGUAUAUCUAAAAUUUUUUGAUGGUGUAUGAUUGUCAUGGACUUUCUACUUCCAUAAAUGAAUAAAAUCCAAUUCUUCAACAAUUGUUUUGAAGUGUCUUAACAGCACUAGAUGAAUGGUUUACUUGUGUUUGAUCCUUACGAUGGGUGCACUUACCUUUGGUACCUUGUUUCUUGAGCAGUGGAUCCAAAUCUCAGCACAAUUAUCACAACAAAAUUUUAAUAAUAAACAUCCAUACAUCUCUAGAUCCAACAACAAAUUGCAAAGAGAUAAUUCUGUGUAUGAUCAUUGACCUGUGGAAUUUUUCUGAAUAACUAGUAGUUUUCUAGUGGCAUGCUAUCCUGGCUUCAACACUUUUGGCCAGUUUUUUCCUCUUCCUUAAAGCCUCUUUAUAA
Molecule: messenger RNA, 2309 nt
Organism: Gryllus bimaculatus (two-spotted cricket)
Lineage: Eukaryota; Metazoa; Arthropoda; Insecta; Orthoptera; Gryllidae
Source: the annotation of a GenBank genome assembly